AGAAUAUUUUGACCGUGAGGCGAAAAAGAGGCAGGACCAAGAGACGAACCUGUGGAAUGAGCCAGGAGACCCCUCCCACUCUGAAAGAGAUGAUGACCGAACGCUGUAUAACCUUCUGCAGAACAGAGCCAAAACAUUCCGAGGGGCUGCCGGCGCAUGAGUAUCGGCAUUGAGGCCAUGAGAGAAGUGAGAAGAGAAGUGAGAGACAAAUGAAAGAUGAUCUUGAGAAUAUGGGAUUCAUGGCUGAAGCAGAGUCUCUGUUGACUGUGUCCGCCAGCGCAUCAUACGACCGCAUGAGAAACGCAGCGACUGCUCGAACGCUUCUGCAAACAUUGCACACUGAAACAUCCAUAUUCAACAGCAAAGAACCUCCACCUGAGAGAUACCUUUUCAUCCUGGAUCGGCUCAUAUAUCUGGAUGCUGCUGAAGAUUUUAUGGCCAAGGCUCGCCGUUUCUACCCCCCUAAAGAUGAUGAUGACGAAGAGAACAUAAGCGCACUCAGUGCAGUGAAUCUACCUCUUCUGCUGUCCUGUAUGAACCAGAAAAUCUCUGGAGGCGAGGAUGAGGAGGGCGAUGCCACCGGACCAGAAGAAUAACACUGAAACUGGAUUGGGUUUAUGCUUUGCAAAUCAGCUGGAAGGGUUUUGAAUGUAAAUGGUUUGGACUGAUGUAGGCUCAGGUCAAGAUGAGAAUAAAAUGGCAAAUCUGUAGAAUUGUCAAAAAUGUGAUCUUUGAACACAGGAUAGCAGAACAUGGACAGUGAGAGAUUACAAAUAUAUGAAUGUUGAUACAGUAUUUGCACAUUAGAGCAUGAGAUGGUUAGGAGAAACUGA
Myxocyprinus asiaticus (Chinese sucker) is the source of this 833-nucleotide messenger RNA. RefSeq names its product melanoregulin-like. Gene Ontology annotation, cellular component: melanosome. The transcript has 4 exons. The record is from RefSeq and is a predicted model, not a curated record. Gene Ontology annotation, biological process: melanosome transport. NCBI's taxonomy places the organism in Eukaryota, Metazoa, Chordata, Actinopteri, Cypriniformes, Catostomidae. The coding region runs from base 210 to 596 and encodes 128 amino acids.